This is a messenger RNA of Dioscorea cayenensis subsp. rotundata (Guinea yam), 2234 nucleotides long. RefSeq names its product tip elongation aberrant protein 1-like. Gene Ontology annotation, molecular function: protein binding. The coding region runs from base 135 to 1943 and encodes 602 amino acids. Lineage: Eukaryota; Viridiplantae; Streptophyta; Magnoliopsida; Dioscoreales; Dioscoreaceae. The record is from RefSeq and is a predicted model, not a curated record. The transcript is spliced from 11 exons.
AUUUGCAGAAAGCUCCUUGAAUUCUUUUGAUUUGCUUAAUCAUCCCCAGGUCAGGGAGUUUUUUAAAAACAACAUCAUGGUUUUAGGGGGGAGUUUGGAAAAUUUUUCAAAAUAUCAGGGAUCAUUUUAUAAUAAUGAAUUUUUUAGGGGGUUAUAAGAGAAAAAAUACGUGCACCCUUUAUCACGGAAGCCGAGUUCUUCUCAUCACUCUCUCUCUCUCUCUCUUUCUCUCUCGAUCUCUGUUUCUCGAUCUUCGAGUGGUUUCGCUGGAGACGGCGACGAGGCCGAUGCGGUGGGAGCGCGUAAACGUGAACGCGCGGGCGAGGGAGACGCCAGACGGGAAGAAGACGCCGGGGAGGACGGGCGGCAUCUGGGGACCUGGCCAGAGAUGGGGACAUACCCUCAAUUCGGUGAAGAACGGGAGGCUUAUCUACGUUUUCGGUGGGUUUUAUGGUCCAGAGAAGUGCCAUUCCAACGACGUCUUCGUCUUUGAUACUGUAAAGAAGACAUGGAGCAAACCAAUGGUCAAGGGAAUUCCACCGUCUCCAAGGGAUAGUCACAGCUGCACCACUGUUGGCAAUAGGUUAUUUGUUUAUGGGGGUACCGAUGGGACUAAUCCGUUGGACGAUUUACACAUUCUGGACACUUCAAUAAAUACAUGGAUACCAUCACCGGCAGAUCUACAGGUUAGUGGGCCAGAUGCGCGUGAGGGGCACAGUGCUGCCCUUGUUGGCAAACGGCUCUUCAUAUUUGGUGGCUGUGGGAAAUCUAACAAUAUUUCUGGCGGACAAGUUCAUUAUAAUGAUCUUUACAUAUUGGACACAGAAAAACUUAAAUGGGAAUAUGCCAUGACCACUGGUCACCCACCUUCUCCACGUGAUAGCCAUACAUGUUCAUCUUGGAAAAACAGAAUUAUUGUUCUUGGUGGUGAAGAUUCAUCAGAUUGCUAUCUAUCUGAUGUCCACAUUCUUGAUACAGAUACUCUUUCGUGGAGCCAAAUAAGCACAUCCGGCCAGAUGAUAGCACCGCGUGCUGGGCAUACUACUGUAGCCCUUGGAAGCAAUUUGUUUGUAUUUGGAGGUUUCACAGAUGACAGGAACCUCUAUGAUGAUCUUCAUGUGCUUAACCUUGAUACUGGCAUCUGGAGCAAAGUGUCAAGUGUAAACCAAGGCCCCUCUGCUCGAUUUUCAGUAGCUGGUGACUGCUUGGAUGCAACAAAGGGUAUUCUCGUGUUCAUGGGUGGUUGCAAUAAAUUUCUUGAGGCGCUUGAUGAUAUGUACUAUUUGUAUACGGCUUUGCCAGAGUUGGAUGUGCUACCUGAAAAUAGGCAUGAGAAGUUCUCCCUGAAGAAAGAGUUCAAAAGAAAGUGCCAAGAAGAAUCUUUUCAAUCAGAUAGGUUUGACAAGAGAAAUGCUGCACUUUGUCAUGGAACUCUAGAAACUUCAGAGACUCUGUAUUUGCCUUGUUACAGCCAAGAAGGAAUAAAAUAUACAUCCAAACAAGGCACAGCAUUUCAAGCUAGAAUUACAAAUUCAGGUGAUUAUGGAUAUGCGAUUGAAACUGUAAUUGGAGGGAAAUUGCUUCGUGGUCUGAUACUGGCCUCCACGGCAGGGUUUACAGAAGGGAGUAGGACAGAUAGUGCAAGAAUUGAAGCCAGUGUAAACAAGUACCAGCCUACUCAACAGAUUAUCGGGGAAAACCAGCAGAAAGCAAAAAGUUCAGACACAUCAGCUCCAGAUACAAAUAUUGACGAACCAAACAAGAGUUCAAAUGCUGUGGAGCCAUUAGGAUCAUCGAUUGAGCGCCCUAUGAAUAAUGAAGCUCCGAAUAAUUCAGACAAUCAAAAUGCAGGAAACUCAUGUGAGAAUUCAUCCUCUGAAGUACAACCAGUGCCUUCUUUACCAACUCAAGGGGUUGACAAAGAACAAGAUAAAACAGGAUGACCAAGCUAAUCAAUAGCUUCAAAAGGGAAAUCCUCAGAAUUUUGCUUCGAAAACUUUGCGGAAGACAGUCGCAAGGUUUUUUCUCUAUUAAUCAAGUGUUGUCACCUUGACUAUGUUGAACUGCAUAUAAAUAUAACCUGAGCAACUCCACCAAUAGAUCUGCAGACUCAAUGCUUAAUUCACCUGCUCCUUAAUUCUUUUUGUUGUCCAAGCUUGUAUGUAAGUAAGGUAGGAAUGUAAGAAGCAUUAUGCACAAUAAUUGUUAGAAAUAUUCUAAAUUGAAGGUUCUGA